AUCGCUCACUCCCUUCGUUCUUUGGUUCGCCAUCACUUCGCUCCUCCUUCUCUUGCCCGCCUCCUGCUUCCCUUGACCCUCAGAGCCAGAAGACAACUCAAACUUCACACGCCAACAGUCGGAUCGCCACACAAGACAUAGUUUAACUCGGAUCAUGGCUAACAACCAGGGUUUCAGCUUUGGAUUCGGUGGCGCGGCUCAAGGGGGAUUUGGAUCCUCUGCGGCCGGAGGAAAUGCCUUCGGUGCCAAGCCAGCAACUAGCACGCCAGGAGCAGGAUUUGGAUUCGGGUCUAAUACAACUGGGGCUCCCUCGACAUUUGGUUCGACCUUUGGAUCCGCACCAGCUUCAGGAGGUUUUGGUGGCGCAUCGACCCCAACAUCUGGAGUAUUUGGAGUCGCAUCUACACCUACAACUGGAGGAUUCGGAACCACGUCCACACCUACGACCGGAGCGUUUGGAACCACAUCCACACCUGCAGCUGGAGGGUUUGGAGCCACAUCAACUCCAGGGACCUCGUUGUUUGGUAGCUCGACCUCUGCAACAUCAGCAGCACCAUCAUUCGGAGGAUUCGGCGCUCCGGCGCCAACAGCCGCUCCAGCAUUUGGCGCCUCUGCUGCUGCCUCAGCAGCGCCCACUCUGUCAUUUGCCGCGCCUGCUUCUGCGUCCGCCCCAUCAUUCGGCACCCCCGCUAAUACAGCUUCGACCACAUUCGGUACUACCUCAACGGCACCGUCAUUUGGAUCUGCACCUGCUGCAACCCCAUCCCCCUUUGGAGCGCCAAAGCCUGCUACUCCGACGGCCGGUCUUUUCGGAAAUAUCUCAACAGCUCCGGCAACUCCAACUGCGGCUUCAACUUCUCCCUUUGGUGCAUCUUUGACUGCAGCCACCAGUGCCGCUCCAGCAGCGACCUCGUUGUUUGGAAAUAAGCCUGCGACAAUUGGAACUGGAAACACACUCCUUGGAAGCGCACCUCCCGCGUCCAGCGCAGCACCCGCUUUCGGAGCCAAACCUGCUACGCCUUCUCUUUCAUUUGGAGCCGCACCAGCCUCAACCACAGCGUCUUCGACUUUGGCAGCUCCCACAUUCAGUCUCAACGCAGGGUCUACUGCUUCAUCAGCGGCGACAUCAGCUCCUGCGUUUUCAUUGGGCACCACACCUGCUACUACAUCUGCUGCCACUACUGCUCUGACGACAAAGCCGCAGGAUGAUGCCAGCUCCAAGACUGUGGUGCCUCCAACACCCUCGGCAUUGCGUAACAAGAGCAUGGACGAGAUUCUCCAUCAGUGGUCGAGGCAGCUUGAUGAGCACACAAAGGCGUUCCGCGAACAGGCCAACAAGAUCUCCGAAUGGGAUCGCAAGUUAUUUUCUAAUGGACACCAGAUUAGCCAGCUUUACCAGAUGACAGUGGAGACUGAGCAAACGCAAAAGACAAUUGACCAGAAUCUGGAUUACAUCGAUUCACAGCAGCAGGAGCUCAGCGGAAUUCUGGAUCUUUACGAGGAGCAGGUCCAAAAGAUGUUCGAAAAGGAUGCCACUACGGCAGGAGUGAAUGCCAAUGGAUUGCGACCUGUGGAUGAGCAGCGCGAACAGACAUACAGCUUAGCCGAGAACUUGAACAAGCAGCUGGACGACAUGUCGCUCAACCUCACAAGCAUGAUUGAGGAGAUCAACCAGACUGCGCCCAAGACUGAUGGCGAGAGCAGCGACCCUGUCGGACAAAUUGUGCAAAUCUUGAACGCUCACUUGACGAGCUUGCAAUGGAUCGACGAGACGACAACAUCGCUGCAGUCUAAAGCUCAGGAUGUCGGUAGACUGCAAAGUCAGAUGAUCAAGGAACAUGAGAGCUAUCGCAGCCGCGGUGUGUUCACGGGACGAUCCUGAGCUAUGGAACUGCAAUGCUGACAGGACAGGACAAUUGAACACCGGAGGAAGAAGUCGCAAAGCGUGAUAAAGAAAUAAAAGAUCGCAUCUGAAAAUAAU
Messenger RNA from Gamsiella multidivaricata, 1981 nucleotides. RefSeq names its product Nsp1-like C-terminal region-domain-containing protein. Gene Ontology annotation, molecular function: structural constituent of nuclear pore; phospholipid binding. The transcript has 5 exons. Gene Ontology annotation, biological process: RNA export from nucleus; protein import into nucleus. Bases 155 to 1882 code for a protein of 575 amino acids. NCBI's taxonomy places the organism in Eukaryota, Fungi, Mortierellomycota, Mortierellomycetes, Mortierellales, Mortierellaceae. The record is from RefSeq and is a predicted model, not a curated record. Gene Ontology annotation, cellular component: nuclear pore central transport channel; nuclear pore.